Messenger RNA from Daucus carota subsp. sativus, 2737 nucleotides. RefSeq lists its product as uncharacterized. The transcript is spliced from 10 exons. Lineage: Eukaryota; Viridiplantae; Streptophyta; Magnoliopsida; Apiales; Apiaceae. The record is from RefSeq and is a predicted model, not a curated record. The coding region runs from base 247 to 2463 and encodes 738 amino acids.
CACACAUAUUUGUCCGAGCCUGUAUAUAAAAAAUUGUAUCCAUAUGUGUGUAUAUACACACAGUUGAGCUCUGGAUUUGUAGUCAUUCGUGUGCUUCUCUCUCCACUCGAUCACUCGCCAUCUUCUUCAUCGUUUACCUCUUGACCAUAUCCAAAAAUCUGAAUUUGGAAGGUGUAGAUAUCAUUCAUAUGGGAAGAUAUUAGACAUAUAUCUCUUGAAUGGUCGCAGCCUAUAAUACUACGUUUCAUGGCUCGGAAGGGAAAUCAGCAGAAGAAUGGUUUAGACAAAAACUUGUCAAAGCAAAAGAAGGGAGUGUCUGAUUCUCUGUCUUCGUUGCCAAAUGCAAAGCAGAAGGGAAAGGUAAGUGACACCAAGGUUGAUAGCGGGGAAGAACUUUGUAAUGGUACACUGUCGAAUACUGAACAUUUGAGAGAGCACUCAAGUAGAACUGAUAAAGGAGGAGAUGAGAAGAAAAGCAAGCAAAAAUUUGAGAAACAUAUGAAAAGUAAAAAACAAGGGUUAAGUGAAGGACAAGGUCUGGAUCACCCAGUGAUCUCUGGACGAAUGUCACAAGAUACCCUUACAAGUAUGUCUACAGCCAAAGCUUCUGUGUCGAGAGAAGAAAUUGGAUCAUCGCCUAUCAGCAAUCUUGGUUCUCAUCUACAAAGUAGUUUAGGCGGCUCGCUUAGUGGAUUGCGUAUGGAAGAUACAGUAGAAAGUGUAGAGGUUCUUUAUAGACGCCUAAAGACUUUGGGUUUGUCAACACUAAAAGCAUCCAAGGAAUGGUUAGAGAAGAAAAAACCAUUGUUUUCAAUAGUAGCAACUAAUGCAUUACAUGCUCGUGAUUUUGUCAGAAUGAAGUUUGAGCAUGCAUAUCCAAUUGUCUUGCGAUGGACUAUGCAUUUUGUGAACAUAAUGCUUCUACUUGCAAUGAUAUGGCUGGACUGCUGUCUUAGAGGCAUUGAUUCCAUUCUACGUAUGGGGACAACAUCAUUUUUGGCAGUCAUAUGGUUCAGCAUCCUCUCUCUUGUCUCCAUGGUUGGUGUGACCAAAUUUCUUGUUAUUUUGGCUUUAAGUGCUUUCACGGGAAUUGUGGCUGGUUUCACCAUAGCUGUUAUUUUGAUUGCAUUGUCUGGAACUGUUUUAUUGUGGAUGUAUGGAAGCUUUUGGACAACAUCUAUAAUCGCUUUGUGUGGAGGAAUGGCAUUCACAUUUAGCCAUGAACGAAUUGCACUGUUGAUUGCCACCUUGUAUUCAGUAUAUUGCGCAUGGUCCUAUGUUGGAUGGCUUGGUUUGCUCUUUGGUUUGAAUAUUUCCUUCAUUUCCAGUGAUGCUCUUAUAUUUUUCCUGAGGAAUAAUAUAAAUGAGCGUAGAAGUCCCGACACCCCCUUUGAAUCAGCUGGACCAGGAAACUUUAGUGAGCAGAGGAAUGCUUCGUCCUCGGAAUCUGGUUUUGUUCCUACAGCUGACCGUAGCUCUGGAGUACCUUCAACAAGUGGAUCUGAUUCUGAUUUAACACCUGAAGAAGAAGUUGUUAGGUUGCUAAAUUGCACAGAUCACUAUUCAGCAUUGGGAUUCUCUAAAUUUGGAAACAUAGAUGUUUCUAUACUAAAGAGGGAGUAUAGAAAAAAGGCAAUGAUGGUCCACCCAGAUAAGAAUAUGGGUAAUGAAAAAGCUGCAGAAGCUUUUAAGAAACUUCAAAAUGCAUAUGAGGUUUUGCUUGAUUCAAUGAAGCGAAAAUCAUAUGAUGAUGAACUGAAGAGAGAAGAGCUGCUGAAUUAUUUUCGGAGGUUUCAGAAUGCACCUCAACAGGAUACAGGGUAUAGUUUCUUUGGCUCUAGAUUUGCUCGUACGGACCCUGAUGGUGAGGAAUUUUCUGGGGACUCUAGGCGUAUAAUCUGCAGGAAGUGCAGUAAUUUUCAUGUCUGGUACCAUACCAAGAAAUUGAAGUCUAAAGCAAGAUGGUGCCAGGAUUGCAAUGAAUUUCACCAAGCUAAAGAUGGAGAUGGGUGGGUUGAACAAUUUUCACAACCCUUCUUGUUUGGAUUGAUGCAAAAGGUAGAUGCUCCUUCUGCCUAUAUUUGUGCUGAUAGCAAAAUUUACAAUGCUACCGAAUGGUAUAUCUGUCAGGGUAUGAGGUGUCCAGCCAACACUCACAAACCAAGCUUCCAUGUGAAUACAAGUGUGACAUCAAAGCAUACUGGUGGGAAAGGAAUGAAUAAUGGACCAAGGGGAGGUGGUAUACCACCAUCUAACAUGGAGUCCAUGACAGAAGAAGAAUUUGUUGAGUGGUUGCAGAAUGCAGUGCAAGCUGGCAUGUUUGACAAUUUUGCUGAUGGUAAUUCGGAUAGUCCUAAUGCACGUGCUGGAAGCAGCUCCAAAGGCAGUGCAAGCAAUCCUGGAGGUGGGGGUGCUAGUAGUACUGGUGGCAAGAGAAAGAAAAAGGGAAAGAAACAAUGGUGAGCGUUAAGGCAACUUUAGCACACUUCUUGGGGAAGGGAGGCCAACCAUUUUGAGUCACGACAAAAUUGGGCAUAAAGAUGACCUUGAUUUGUGUUUUAGAAUACGCAAGUCUGAAAAAAUUGAUUCAUCUAAUUGUAUGCUUGUGUAGACUGAAACUCUCCAGCAUUAUAAAGACUUUAAAAGUCUGUAUAGCAUUUGCACCCCAUUUGUUGGGCAACAUAUUCAAAUAUAUAAGACUAUUCCAAUGAAUUGCCAACAAGUGUUUGUUCUUAUA